CAUUAAACGAAGUGAAAAGUUAAACUAAAACUCACACACUCUCUCUCUUACUAACUACACUCCUCUCAUUUUGUUCAUUCACCUAACUCUCUUAUAAAACCCAAAACUCAACAACCAAAUUCACCAACUAACUCUCUACUCUCUCUUCACUUUCUCUCUCUAGACUUUCCCAUGGACGCUCUUAACUUCUUCAAGUUCUGGAGAAACAACACCCCAACAACAACAACAACCUCAAACAUCACUGUUCCUCAUCUUGUGGUCGAAACCGACACUGAAUCAGACGAAGACGACUCCUUCUUUGAUUUAGAACUCACCAUCAACGAUGACCCACCUCUCAAAACAACUAACAUUACUACCUUCGAAACCGCAGUUAAUGUUGUUCCACAUAAAACAACGGUUCCUCUGUCUCCGAACGAACCCAUUUCCAAAAGAAAAGUGCUUCCAAUUGAACCUACUACGAAACCUCAAUCACCUAUUUCUCUUCUGAAAUCAGCACCGAGUUUCAGAAUCUUUACAUUCAGAAAACAAAGAACGCCUUCUGAAAAAACAGAACACGAACAGACACAGAAGAAACAAACCAAAGUCUUUGCUGUGAAAGUUAACACGGAGGAUUUUCAUUCUACUCCUUCUCUUAGCAGAGACAACAGCACGAGAAGCUUUGCAAGCAAAGCUCGGAAUCAAGGAACUGAAGAACCCAAAACAGAACGCGUUUCGAAAGAGAUUUUGCUGAGAUAUUUGAAGUUGAUUAAGCCUUUGUAUGUUAAGGUUUCGAAAAGGUACAGUGAGAAGGUGAAAUUUCCCGGCGAUCGGGUGACUGUGAUGGCUUCUCCGUCGUCUUCACCGGUUGUUCAGACUAUUUUUAUACAUGAAGUUUUACACUCCUCUCAUUUUGUUCAUUCACCUAACUCUCUUAUAAAACCCAAAACUCAACAACCAAAUUCACCAACUAACUCUCUACUCUCUCUUCACUUUCUCUCUCUAGACUUUCCCAUGGACGCUCUUAACUUCUUCAAGUUCUGGAGAAACAACACCCCAACAACAACAACAACCUCAAACAUCACUGUUCCUCAUCUUGUGGUCGAAACCGACACUGAAUCAGACGAAGACGACUCCUUCUUUGAUUUAGAACUCACCAUCAACGACGACCCACCACUCAAAACAACAAACAUUACGACCUACGAAACCGCUGUUAAUGUUGUUCCACAUAAAACAAAGGUUCCUCUGUCUUCAAACGAACCCAUUUCCAAAAGAAAAGUGCUUCCGAUUGAGCCAAUAACAAAACCUCAAUCACCCAUUUCGCUUCUGAAAUCAGCACCGAGUUUCAGAAUCUUUACAUUCAGAAAACAAAGAACGGCUUCUGAAAAAACAGAACAUGAAGAGACUCAGAAGAAACAAGCCAAAGUCUUUGCUGUGAAAGUUAACAUGGAGGAUUUGCAUUCUACUCCAUCUCUUAGCAGAGACAACAGCACGAGAAGCUUUGCGAGCAAAGCUCGGAGUCAAGGAACAGAUGAACCCAAAACAGAACGUGUUUCGAAAGAGAUUUUGCUGAGAUAUUUGAAGUUGAUUAAGCCUUUGUAUGUUAAGGUUUCGAAGCGGUACAGUGAGAAGGUGAAAUUUCCCGGCGAUCGGGUGACUGUGAUGGGUUCUCCGUCGUCUUCACCGGUUGUUCAGAAACAGGGGAAUUUUCCGGCGGGGAUGAGGGUGGUUUCUAAGCAUUUUGGUAAGAGUAGGUCGUCGGGUACGGUUGUCGGAGUUGGUUCUCCGGCGAAGAGGAGUGAUGAUACGCUGCUGCAGCAACAUGAUGGAAUCCAAAGUGCUAUUCUUCACUGCAAAAAAUCGUUUAACUCCAGAGAUUGUUCAAUGGGUGUUGCUGAGGAUAAAUCAAUGUGUUCAACGAGAUCUUCUUUUGAAGAUGAAGUGUGAAGAAAAAGUGCAAGAAACUAGGAGUUGAUAGAAGAGAAAUGAAAAUGUUUUGAUUUUGUAAAGGAAAUGAAAUUAGAAUAGGAGUGAUGAUUAGUGUGAUAUGUACAUUGAUGGGCCAUAAUGAAAAGAAUCUAAUAUUUCUCUGAA
Messenger RNA from Vicia villosa (hairy vetch), 2070 nucleotides. RefSeq lists its product as uncharacterized. The transcript is spliced from 3 exons. The record is from RefSeq and is a predicted model, not a curated record. Gene Ontology annotation, cellular component: plasma membrane. NCBI's taxonomy places the organism in Eukaryota, Viridiplantae, Streptophyta, Magnoliopsida, Fabales, Fabaceae. The coding region runs from base 172 to 1923 and encodes 583 amino acids.